Molecule: messenger RNA, 1090 nt
Organism: Choloepus didactylus (southern two-toed sloth)
Lineage: Eukaryota; Metazoa; Chordata; Mammalia; Pilosa; Megalonychidae
Gene: NT5DC1
Product: 5'-nucleotidase domain containing 1
Exons: 3
Coding region: 1-567 (188 amino acids)
Source: RefSeq, a predicted model, not a curated record
AUGAACAAGUUAUCAAUUUAUUCAAAUGGGCCCACAAGCACUGGCAUCGCCCUCGUCAUAUCCCGCCCUCGGGACUCCAGGGCAGAGCCACCGAGCAGCGGGCACCAGCAGAGGGCUGUCCCCGGCGGACCGCCAACGAACCCGGCGCAGGGAUCGCCGUUCGCGCACAGGGCGGGAGACGCGCGGCCAAGAGCGCCGCCCGCGGGCGCGGAAAGCGCAGCUCUCGCUCAUGGUUUCUCCCUUGCCGCCUGCGACGGCGUUAGCUUCGACCUGGACUGUACUCUGUGUCGCCACAACUUGUCCGAGAGCGCCACGAUGGUCUCUGGUGGCUCUUCCUUCUACUGCUGUGUGGACUGGAGCUACAGCCUCAGAACCAGAGGGUGUGCAGAGCAGGGUCUCUUCUCCUUCAUGAUAGGACAGGGCAUCCUCUGGUCUCCUGCCCACCCUCUGCCUCCUUUCUCCAUUUUUGGUCUGCCCUGUGCCCUCCUCACAUCUGCUGUCUUCUGCUUCCACUCUGGGAGCCUGAAGAGGAAUGAGGCUUCAGGCAUCACGAUGUGCUUCGGUUGAUGAUGGAGAUGUCAACUUUGUCUGAAAUCACAUGGCACCCAGUUUGUAGACACUGUUCCCCUUACUGGGGUCCGUAAGAGACUCGCAGCUGAACUUUACAACACCCACAAACAGGCCUUCACUCCCUGCCGGGUCUCUGAUUACCAUCUCGUCUGGUUUAAAAAGCUAAGCAAAAUUGAGUCCUUGGAAAAUAGUGGGUAGAAUAGCUCGUAACAUUCUUGACCUCCACCACCUCCUACUUCUACCACCCAUGUCUUCAGAACAAACAAGUGCAGUGGUUAAUAAUAAUAAUUUUAGUGACUGCCAUGAAGGUAAAGGACAAUUAAUACAGUGAUAACAGUGCCAAGUUUUGAAGUUAGAUUCAAAUAUCAGCUCAGCUUUCUGAUUGCUUAGCAUUGGCCAAUUCACAUAAUUGCUUUUAAAUUCCAGAUAUGAAAAUAAAACUGAUAAUAGUGUUUAUUUCAUAGGCUAGUAAUAGAAUUAAAUGAGAUGAUGUGAAAAGCCCUCAGCACAUGGCCAGGCA